AUGAAAAUGAAGAGGUCGAGGAGUGAAGUUUUUGGUUUGAGGAGGGUAAAACUGCCACAUAUUUUGUUUGUUAUAGCGGCAUUGUAUUUGAUCCUUGUUUGCUUCAAGUUCUCUGCUUAUUUCGAGACGUCGACCACUACUGAGGAUGAAGCAGUUCGGAGAGAUCAGUUAGAAGUCAGUAAGCCAUCGUUAGGAUCUGCAUACGAGGAUGGAAAUAGCGAGGCGUUAGAAAAUGAUAACAGAUUUGAAAAAGUGAAAGAAGAGAAGAAGUUAGAAGAGGAACCUGAUGAUAACUUUAGGGAAAGGUUAGAAAAUGGUAGCAGAAUUGAAAGAGCGAGUCAAAAAGAGAACGAUGAUAGUUUUCCACCUAUUGAUCUUCGAUAUGGGAGAUUAACUGGUGAUAUUUUGAGGCGAAGGCAAAGGACUCGGGAUAUGACUGGAUUGGAGAAAAUGGCAGAUGAAGCUUGGAGUUUAGGUUUGAAGGCAUGGGAAGAGGUUCAUAAGUACAACGAGAAGGACAAUGAUUUGACUUCCAUACUUGAAGGAAAGCAAGAGCAUUGUCCUCCAUGGGUAUCAAUGAGUAGUGAAGAACUAACUAAAGGAGACCGAAUCACAUUCCUUCCCUGUGGUCUUGCUGCAGGAUCAUCAAUUACAGUAGUGGGAACCCCUCAUCAUGCUCAUAACGAGUAUGUUCCACAGCUUGCAAAAAUAAAAGCAGGUGACCCCAUGGUUUUGGUUUCCCAAUUUAAGGUCGAGUUGCAAGGGCUAAAGUCUGUAGUUGCAGAAGAUCCCCCAAAAAUUCUGCAUCUCAACCCUCGAUUGAGAGGUGAUUGGAGUCAACAACCUGUCAUUGAACAUAACACGUGUUACAGGAUGCAAUGGGGUACAGCUCAGAGGUGUGAUGGUUUACCUUCAAAAGGCGAUGAUGAUAUGCUUGUUGAUGGAUUUCAAAGAUGUGAAAAAUGGUUGCGUAAUGAUGUUGUUGAUUCAAAAGAAUCAAGAACAACAACAUGGUUCAAGAGAUUCAUAGGACGUGCACAAAAACCAGAAGUGACAUGGCCAUUUCCUUUUGUGGAGGGAAAACUGUUUGUUUUAACAAUACGUGCUGGAGUUGAUGGAUACCAUAUAAAUGUUGGAGGAAGACAUGUGACUUCAUUCCCAUAUCGUACAGGGUAUACACUUGAGGAUGCAACAGGAUUAGCAAUUAAAGCUACAAAUCACUUUGCUGAGCGUAUGGCUAUUAGGAAAACAUGGAUGCAAGCUUCUGCCAUCAAAACCUCAGAUGUUGUUGUUCGCUUUUUUGUUGCAUUGAGUCCAAGAAGGGAGCAAAAUGCAGUUUUGAAAAAGGAGGCAGCUUAUUUUGGAGAUAUUGUUGUAUUAACAUUUAUGGAUCACUAUGAGCUUGUGGUGCUCAAAACUAUUGCCAUUUGUGAAUAUGCGGUUCAAAAUCUAAGUGCAUCAUACGUAAUGAAAUGUGAUGAUGACACUUUCACAAGGAUGGAUAUAAUCUUAAAAGAACUCGACCGGGUCCCACGUGAACAGUCUCUUUAUAUGGGCAAUUUGAAUCUCUUUCAUCGCCCUCUCAGACAUGGCAAGUGGGCAGUUAGUUUUGAGGAAUGGCCUGAAGCAGUGUAUCCACCUUACGCAAACGGACCAGGAUACAUAAUUUCCAGUGACAUUGCCAAUUUCAUCGUCUCUCAACACACCAAAAGAAAACUCAGGAUAUUUAAAAUGGAGGACGUGAGCAUGGGAAUGUGGGUGGAGCAGUUCAAUAGCAGCAAGAGUCGGGUUCAGUACUCGCACCAUGGGAAGUUUUGUCAGUAUGGAUGUAUGGAUAACUACUACACAGCACAUUAUCAGUCCCCUAGACAAAUGGUGUGUUUGUGGGAUAAUUUGGCAAACGGAAGACCUCGAUGCUGCAACUUUUAGAUGAUUUUCAAUUUUCGUUCAUGUAAUAUGGUGAUGAAAAUCAAACCAUGUUAUGUUUGUUAUAUGAUUAUUUUGUGGGCAAUAUAGGUUUUUAGGAUCCUUGAGAUUCAGAUUUGUAGUAAUUCACAAUUUGUACGAUUAAUUUGUAUAGAACCAAUCACGUCUUUUUUUUUUUUUUUUUUUGGUACCAAACACUAAUCAAUUUUACUUCAUGAGAAUUUUUCCAGUUUGGUGAUUAACAUUUUAACAUAAACGAUCUCAAAAGUUAAAGUGGACUUGUUUUUAUUGGGUAAAAGAUAGGAACCAAAUUUAUAAUUUUGUCUUAAAAGAACAUUUAGAAUACCUGCUAUGGUAAUUUUGGAGUAUGUAAUUUGCCAACAAAGUGAA
This is a messenger RNA of Lactuca saligna, 2316 nucleotides long. The record is from the annotation of a GenBank genome assembly. Lineage: Eukaryota; Viridiplantae; Streptophyta; Magnoliopsida; Asterales; Asteraceae.